Messenger RNA from Arvicanthis niloticus (Nile rat), 3591 nucleotides. NCBI's taxonomy places the organism in Eukaryota, Metazoa, Chordata, Mammalia, Rodentia, Muridae. The record is from RefSeq and is a predicted model, not a curated record.
GGCACCGCGGGGUCCUGGCCGGCCAAAGGAGGCUCGCAGAAGCAGCAGCCCGCCGCCCGACCGCAGCUGGAUUGUGAAUUUCGAUCCAGGAGACUUAUCAGUUUCAGAAAUUGAUUGGAAAGACACUGGCUCUGCCACUAACAGCCAUGUAACCUUGGAUAUGGAAGACAGCAGCAGCAUUGCCAUGUUGGUACAAGAGAUUGGAGAACAGGAGGCUGUGUUAACUGCUGAAGGAGUCCUCAGCCCUUCCUCUGAAGUUGACCAACAAAGAAAAGCUAAAGCAGAUCCAUUAGUCCACGUCAUCCAGAAGUUAAGCAAGAUAGUGGGACAUGAAAAGUCACAAAAAUGUCUUCUGAUUGGGAAAAAGCGCCCACGUCCAAGUGAGACACCACACUCUCUUGAAAAGCUAGAGAACUGUGAGAUUCCAGCUAAAGCAGCCGAGUCCCCUGCUGCUGGGGCUAGGAAAGCUGAGAUGUCACAGGCAAGUUCCACUUUUGCCUCAAAUGAUGGGAAGACUAUGUCCUACCAGUGUAGCCUUUGUAAGUUCCUGUCACCGUCCUUUUCUGUGCUGAAAGAACAUGUCAAGCAGCAUGGGCAGCAGCAUGAUGUGAUGCUCAUGUGCUCAGAGUGCCAUGCCACCUCCAGGAGCCAGCAGGAGCUCGAAGCACAUGUGGUGAGUGAGCACGAGAACAGUGCCAGCAGCCAUGCCCGGUCCAGCCCCUCAGGUCAAGGAGCCACAGAAAGAAAGAGUGAGACCAUGGUGGACAUCCCGGUGAACAUGGGCAGUCCACAGACCCAUGCUGUCCAGAGUGGAGCCAUAGCAGAGACGGGACGGAGGAAGUGGUAUGCAUAUGAACAGUACGGCAUGUAUCGGUGCUUGUUCUGUAGCUACACCUGUGGCCAGCAGCGGAUGUUAAAGACACAUGCUUGGAAACAUGCAGGGGAAGUCAACUGCUCCUAUCCAAUCUUUGAGAAUGAAAAUGAGCCCCUUGGCCUUCUGGCUUCUUCUGUGUCUGCUGCACCUGGUGGGGUCGAUGCAGUUGUCAUUGCUAUUGGGGACAGCGAACUGAGUAUCCACAAUGGGCCAUCUGUCCAAGUACAGAUUUGCAGCUCCGAGCCAUCAUCAUCUUCAUCUCCUUUAGAACAGAGCACAGAGGAGGGAGUACACCUAAGCCAGGCAGUUACCCUAGACUCUAAUGAGGAAGAAAUGCUGGAGGUGAUGUCUGAUUCCGAGGAGAAUCUGUUUGCUGAUAGUUUGCUCUCUUCAGCACAGAAAAUCAUUAGCAGUAGCCCAAAUAAAAAAGGUCACGUGAAUGUCAUUGUGGAACGUUUGCCAAGUGCUGAAGAAACCCUCCCACCAAAACAUUUCCUCAUGAAUGCUGAAAUGGAAGAGGGGAAGAGCCUGAGCCCUGCUGAAGCCCAGAGUGGGUGUGGAGGAGCAGGAAAUCUGUGCCGUGCUGAUAAAUGUACUGUUGAUAUUGGGGGAUUGAUCAUUGGCUGGAGCAGUGCAGAGAAGAAAGACAGUGAGCUAAGUAAGGGCCUGCCUCCUGAUGAGAAUGCCCCACCAGGACGGAGAAGGACAAAUUCUGAGUCUCUCAGGCUGCACUCCUUAGCUGCAGAAGCCCUUGUCACCAUGCCAAUAAGAGCUGCUGAACUAACAAGAGCCAGCCUUGGGCACUAUGGGGACAUAAACCUUUUAGAUCCAGACACUGGACAAAGGCAGAGCCAACUGAGGAAUCAUGAGAGAGAACAGCACUGCCUGCCCAACACCUUGUCAGUAGCUUCAAAUGAGCCAAGAAUUUCCCGUGAUGCUGCUGAUGGAAAGUGUGUUCAGGAAGGGAACAAGUCUUCGACACAGAAACAGUAUAGGUGUGACGUGUGUGAUUACACGAGUACAACAUACGUCGGUGUCAGAAACCACAGACGAGUCCACAACUCAGAUAAGCCAUACAGGUGCUCCUUGUGUGGGUAUGUGUGCAGCCACCCCCCUUCCUUGAAGUCACACAUGUGGAAACAUGCAAGUGACCAGAACUACAACUACGAGCAAGUUAACAAGGCCAUCAAUGAUGCAAUCUCACAAAGCGGCAGAGUUCUGGGGAAAUCCCAUGGGAAACCGCUCUUAACCAGCAGUGAAGAGAGAACUGGCCCUACCACAAACAGUCCAGAAAACUUGGUGUCGUCCUCAGAGCUCACUUCCCAGCUGCCUGGUGAAGUCGUCGAUGCCAGCGAGCUUGAGAAACUGAACCCCACGGGCAGCAGCUCUGAUGUCUCAGGAAGGAGCUGCAGCCUGGCCACACCAGGCACCGAGUACUGCGUGUUGCUUUUCUGCUGCUGCAUCUGCGGCUUUGAGUCAACUAGCAAGGAGAGCCUCCUGGAUCACAUGAAGGAACAUGAGGGGGAGAUUGUCAGCAUCAUCCUGAACAAGGACCACAGCACAGCCCUGAAUGCCAACUAGCUAGAAGCAUGUGGGGGGCACUCUCUGAACUGCAGGUCAACCUCAGUGCCAUCACGAGCUCACUAGGCAUGGAGGAAGCAGGUGGUGUGGCUGACACUUCGGUGCUUGAGUAAGGACACAGAGCUGUGACCCUGUGUGAGCCUCUGGUGCCCCUGCUUAGUGUCACCGUUUAUUAUUGAAAGUUACCAUAGUCCAGAAUCUGCAAGCAGAUGAGUUGAAAAGGCUCUGCCAAGCCACACUGGUUCAGCUCUACAGUGGCCGUGGCUCUGAUGAGGAAAGUGGCAAAUGGGAAAGGGGAGUUCCCACUGUCGCCAGGAUGGGCAGGAGGGAGAGGAAGGGUGACUUCCACUGUCUCCAGAGAGCAGUGAGGCUGAGGAAUGGGCUUCAUAAUCUUUUCCUUGUGUUGAUAGGGAUUUGUCACAGACUCAAUAUAGGGUAUGGUCCUUUACUCCCUAAAAAAGGAGAGAGAUACUCAAAUCACUCCUGGAUUAUAAACAUUUGGGAAGUAAAUUAUUGUUUCAAAUUCACAGUGACUCCAUACAAAACUCAAACCAAAUCUCAGGUUCACAGAAAUGGGUGACUUCUCAGAGGUCAACAUGAACAAACUGAGCCCACUCCUCCAGUUACACAGCUACACACACCUUCACCGCCACUGCCAGCAGUUGUCUGACAGCCUCCUCAAGAGGAGGUCGGGGACUGCUACUGCAUCACCUGUCCUUGAGCUAGGUGCUCACCUGCUUACUUAAGCACACGUAGCUUGAGAGCCAAGAAGCUUUGGGGAGGCUGGGUGUGGCGGUGCAGGCUAAAAUCCACAGGUGUUCUGAGCAGGGGCUUGCAGGUUCUCGGCCAACCUGGGUUAGCAGAACUGGGCCUCAUGAGGUUAAAAAGAUCACUUAGAGAAUGAAAGCUGAAAGUCAGGUGCCUCCAAAGCAGCACAGCUGUUAGGGUUUUCUCUACUUGGAGUUUAUGAGGUUAGUUACAGUUAACAGAACAACCCAGAUGACUGAAGGGUGGUAAAACUUAAGUCUGUCUUAAUAAGAGACUUAAGUGUGUGCUUCACAUAGUCAGGAGGCAGACAAGUGGAUUUCAGAGUUUGAGGCUAGCCUUGUCUACAUAGCAAGUUCCAGGCUAGCUAA